Messenger RNA from Camelina sativa (false flax), 594 nucleotides. RefSeq lists its product as uncharacterized. Lineage: Eukaryota; Viridiplantae; Streptophyta; Magnoliopsida; Brassicales; Brassicaceae. The record is from RefSeq and is a predicted model, not a curated record.
UAUCUUUAUUUAUUCUAAAAACCUAAGAAAAAUUACUCUAUCAGUCCCCUCGCAGCCGCACUCGGAGAAAAAACAAUGGCGACUUCUUCGUCGUCCUCUUCUGGUCGCGAAUUCGAACUAGAGAAGGAGAUAAAGAGGCAAGAGGUUUCGUUGGAUGAAUUGAGCAGUCUCUCUUCUUCUCGACGUGUCUACCAGAAAAAUUGCAACCUCUUCUUCCUCACUACAUCUGAGAAAGCGAAAACCUCUGCGCAGAAACAGCUCGACUCCGCGAAAUCUCAAAUCGACAAGAUUCGUUCGCGGACAUAAAAACAAUUUGGAGAGCUUUGUAGUUGCUGAAAAGACCAAGAAAAGUUCUCGAUUUAGAGAAGCUUACCUGUCUCUUCUUCUUUGAUGUAAUGUUCCCCUUCAACUUGAAUUGCUUGUAAAUUUCUUGAUUUUGAUAUGAAAAUUAGCUAUUCUGAUACCAAUUGGGUAUUGGUGCAAAGAUCAUUUACUUUUACUUUGAGAGAUUGACUUAUCUGAAUAAGCUGAUCCAUCAUGUAUUGAGGCUACUGAUUCUUUGGUGCGAAGAUCCUUCAUCCUUGCCUUGGCUUA